AUGUCGCCACUGCUCAACACCUUGAGCUCGUCGUUCCACCUGUCGCCUUCGGGCCCCGGCUCGCCGCUCACCUCGCCCGUUUCGCCCGUCGAGUCGCAUCCGCCGUCGCCCCUCGUACAGGCCGACGACUCUUCCUUGACGGCCAGGGUGUCGUUUAUUCACCCCAGCAGCGGUAACGUGCAGGAGGAAGACGCGUCCUAUGACGCUGUAUCGCCCUCGAGCACGGAUUCAUUUGCUCCAGGCACCGGCUCGGCGUCGGCCUCCGCGCGCCCUCCCCCAGCGGCUCGGGGCCAGUCGUUCAAUCCGGCCUCCGAUCAUUACAUCGAUCGGCAACGACGCGUCAGCUACCCCGCGCAUUCGCCAUAUCACGCUCUCAAUCACGGCAAUAGCAUCUCUGAUCAGUCCAUCAAGUCGGUGAAUGACGAUAUCUGGGGCCCUAAUCGCACAACUCGAGCAUCGUCGGACGGGGUCGUCCUGAACAACGGCACGUCGCAGCCCGGCCAGCCCAGCGGCAACUCGUCGAGCCAGAGCCCACCGAGCGGACAUACGCCUUCGCUACCUAAGCGGGGCUCAGAUGCAUCUGUCUCGGCAGGGGAUGCGAACGAGCACCAGGAGCGAGCGGCACUCUUCCGUGAACACGAGCGACGCUCGCUCGAGACGUCGGCCCAGGCUCGGCUUGGCUCGUCCUCGGCUCGGGACUUUGCUCAGCACACGGCUCCGACCUCAAACGGCCUCGUCGCGCCGAGCUCCUUCUUUCAACCGCCAACACUGGGCGCGCUGAACUCGUCGAAUCAGCCGCUUUCUUCGCCUCCAGCACAAUCCGAUGCGCAUGGCUCGACGCCCUCGCUUGCGGAGAAUGGCGAUGCGCGGACGAACGCCAGUCUACACUUGGGCGAACUCGAUGCUUGGAUGAUGGACGAAGCCUAUAUCCGCGAGUGCUGCGCACAAAUGGGUUGGGACUCGGUCCAACACAUCAAACUGAUCCGUGGUUCGAGGUGAGUUGCUGCCAUAUCAGAGAUUGCCGGUCUCGUGAGCAUGAAGCUUAUAGACUACUCUCCACUUGUUCUUUAGUCCUUCGGGGUACUGCUUCCUCACGUUCGCAUCAGCUGCGCAAGCAGCACAAGUCCUCGCCCGUUUCAACGCCUCGCCGCCCGUGCUCAUGCCUCGCUCGGGUCGAACAUUCAAGCUCAACUGGGGAACAGGAUUACCAGGUUUGCAGCCGAGAUGGUCAGGUGAACACAGCGUUUUUGUGGGAGAUUUGGGGCGAGAUGUUGGAGAAGCAGACCUGGUCGUAAGUCGUGUGUUCGAGUCGUCUGCCCUCGAGCUCAUCGACACGCUUUGCUGACUGAGUGCUGACCUUGGGUGGCUUUGACUCCGCAGAACCUCUUCACUCCGAUCUUCCCUUCGACCAAGUCGGCCAAAGUCAUGUGCGAUCCCUCGACCGGUCUCUCGCGCGGCUAUGGCUUUGUCCGCUUCGCCGAGGAAUCAGAUAUGCAGCGGGCUCUUCUAAUCGGCCAGAACCCCGGAAGUGGAUUGUCGUUGCACGGACGAACGCUGCGAAUUAGUGAAGCUAGUGGGCCAGGGCAGGAGGGCAGGACUGGCCCUGGAUUGAGUGGGCUUGAUCGCAUUCGCACGCGCUCGAGGAGCAGUGAUGGAAGUGGAAUGCCCGGACCCUUGACGAUUCAACCGGGCUUUGGUAGCAUGUCGAACGCAUCGACCUACAACUCAGGCCCACAGAACGAUCUCGCCUCGCCUACGGCUACGAGCAACAACUAUCCUGAUUUUCUUUCGCCGACCUUCUCCGGUGCCUUCAGUCCGAACAGACCUAUGCCGGGAGCAACGAGCCCCUACGCGGGCGCCAACAAGCCCCUCUCUCCCUCGCUUGGCAGUUUUGGUGCCCCCGAGGGGCAGCGUCGCUUCUUGACCAACAUCGGAGGCCCUGCCGCUCCUGGCUCUUCGCCCGCGGACCCCAACAAUACGACCGUAUUUGUCGGUGGACUGCCGGCGUGUAUCAGCGAGGAGACGCUCAAGUCCUUCUUCCACCACUUUGGCGAGAUCACAUACUGCAAGAUUCCUGCCGGCAAAGGGUGUGGUUUCGUUCAGUUCGUGCGACGCCAGGAUGCCGAGUUGGCCAUCGCGAAGAUGAACGAUUUCCCCAUCCACGGCAAGUCGCGCAUUCGCCUCAGCUGGGGGCGAUCUCAAGGCGACAAACAGGUCGAGCACGUGCGCAAGCUUGCGAGCGCGCUUGGGGUGCCAUUCGAAGCCGUUUGGCGCAUGGUCCAAGGUCAGGACAACUCGACCAUUAAGCAGAUCACCACGGCUGUUGGGAGUGGCACCAACCACAACGGGCCGUCAUCACAUUUGGCAGCUCGACAACCCCCUUCUGGCGGCGGCGGAGGCUACAACGCUCACCCACAGUCGAACCGUGGCGAUCGCCUCGAUGUAGGAGCCGUCGCGAGCGUCGCUAGUGCCGCUGGUUUGACCGAGGCUGAAGUCUUGGACUUGAUGGGAGGUCGCAGUCAGGUCGGUGGUGCUGCAGGUCCGCCUUUGAGCGCGCAUCGAAAUGAAUAUGGCGGUGAGCAAUUCACUCGCAACCCAGGUGAGUAUUCGAGAAAGUGUCGGCGUUUCUCAGACGCGUCAAGCUGACCCACUUGCGUAUCCGCCGAUGUGCAGGCUUUGGUCCCCCAUCCGGAGCGCGGGGCUUAAACUCUUCACCCUACACCCAAAGUCGAACCGACCCGUACAUGGGUCAUGCACCGGUGUCACCCUAUGCGAAUGUAGACUUUGCGGAGGGCAACAUGCGACCGCAGGAACGAUUUACUUCGUUCAGUCGAUACGCCGAGCCCCCCAUGCCGCAGGCGUACAACCCGAACUUCGGCGGCGGGGAUGCAGGCGGAGCAUAUGGCGCUCAACAUGGUGGAUAUGAAUAUCAGGACCGCGCCUACACGACCAUGCCCCCUCCAAUGCCAGGUACCGGCUUGGAGGAUUCCUUCGCCAACCUCGGCUUCGGUUCGUCGACUUCUGCGCUGCCGCCGCGCUCGCUCGCGGCUGAAUCCUCGCACAAUGGCACGCCAAGCUUUUAUUCUUUGAGCUCUUCAUCGAUACCGGACGCGUCUCGUAAUGGAAACGCUAACGGCGUUGGCCACGACGACAGCGCGGCCCAUGGUGGAAGCGUUCCGUGGAGUAGCGGGUGGAACGGUGUGCACGCAUAGAUUCAGUCUCAAGACAGUCUUAGCCUCGGAAUCGCACAAGCACAUCGCAAACUCCAUGAACAUAUCAAAGAAUUACGUAUACUUGCAUUCAUCCCGUUCUACACCUGCCGCCACCCCAAACCACCACCGCCACCGCAACCAGCAACCAGUACACACACAAACCCAAGCUCGCAUUCCUCAAGACGGUUCUAGUGCAAGACCCCCCGUUUUCGCGACACUCAGUCGCACAACAGCAUAUUUCCGUGUCACCUCUUCCACGUUCCUCACCAGCAACCGCUACAUCCGCUCCGACUUUACGCCUUUCGGCCCCCUCUCAGAGCUUUCCGUCUCGUUCUCAUUCGCCUCGGCCCGUCUUUCGAAUUCGUUGGCCUCGCUGUCUCGAUCCAUGUACAACAAUUGCUCCGCUCGUCGCACGCAUGCCAUACCAUGCAUUCGAUCUCCCAAUGGGAUCUCGAAUCCUCUUGUUCAGUCCUUCUUGCUUUUCCACCGGUUGUCUCCUUCCUUUUUCUCGCUCCUUCCACUUUCUCGCGUGGAUUAAUCAUACAUGAGUCUAUAUAA
Microbotryum saponariae is the source of this 3770-nucleotide messenger RNA. The record is from the annotation of a GenBank genome assembly. NCBI's taxonomy places the organism in Eukaryota, Fungi, Basidiomycota, Microbotryomycetes, Microbotryales, Microbotryaceae.